Messenger RNA from Amphimedon queenslandica, 459 nucleotides. RefSeq names its product tumor suppressor candidate 2-like. NCBI's taxonomy places the organism in Eukaryota, Metazoa, Porifera, Demospongiae, Haplosclerida, Niphatidae. Gene Ontology annotation, biological process: regulation of mitochondrial membrane potential. The record is from RefSeq and is a predicted model, not a curated record. The coding region runs from base 50 to 373 and encodes 107 amino acids. Gene Ontology annotation, cellular component: mitochondrion. The transcript has 3 exons.
AUCUGCUGAGCUCAGAGCAAAACAAAGUAAAAUUGAAGGUGUCAUACUCAUGGGUGGCUUGUUGUCUGGCAAGAAAGAAGACGAUAAAAGUGGAGGAGAGGGAGAGAGAGGGAAGAAUGCGGUCGUGAGGCCUCCCUUUAAGUGUAAUCCAUACGUACUCAAAAGAACCAGUUCACAGUAUUUUGAUGAAGAUGGAGAUUUAGCUCAUUCUUUUUAUGAAGAAUGUCGAGUAAUACCUGGAGAAGGUCCUAUUAGAAGGACAAUGAGACUAUUGAGCCACAAUGGGAUAAGACCACAGGGAGAAGUUGCCUUGUGUCACCCAAGACUUCAUGUGGACUUGCCUAUCAUAUUAAUGGAAAAUGCAGAUCUAUAGACCGAAUGCAAAACCUCUUGUAAAUAUUUAAUUGUUUUUUAUCAUUGAUUUUAUUAUUGUGAUCAUUAUUAAAAUAAUUUUUUCAA